UUAUAUAUAGUUUAUUAUUUAAUAUUUUACAUUUAAUUUUGGACAAAUAAACUGUAGUUAAAUAUUAAUUUUAGAAAAUUUAACCAAAAUGAAUAAGACGGUGGUGUACGCGGCCCUAUUCACCCUGAUCCAGGCGUCUGUGCAGAUUGUAAUGAGUUCGCUGGCGAUAGCUCAGUACUUCUGCCUCAUUGACUUCCUGCGGGAGUUUCCGCUAUUAAUUUUCAUCAAAAUUCUUUAUUUUCACAAUCCCGACUCUUGCGGAACAUUAGUAAACAUCGGGCAUGCGUUGGACCAGCUGAGCAACCAGGCAGUGGUGCUGGUGACUAGACAGCCGCUUUCUGUCACCAGGACGCUCUACGUUAACUCUUGUAGCCUGGGCCUGGGUGUCGGUUGGUGUCUGGGGAGCAUUGUUAUGAUGAGGAGCGGUCAAAACAAAGAUAAAGUAAUGGUGUGGCCGUGGGUGUUGAUGACUGUAGCCGUGUGUACAUUGGACUUGAUCGCAACUGUUAUAUUCAUUAACGACACAUUUUACACGAAAACGUUAGCCGACAUAAUGACCUUCAUAGGGGCCACGGCAAGCGGUGUCAGAAACAUAGUGGUUGACACAAGACUGACGGCGUGGACCAUGGUGCUCUUAUAUUCACGUUUUAUAAUAAUUUUCGUAAUCAAUGUGAUGCUUGUUAUUCUGGUGGUAUUGAAUCGGUUAGCAAAUAAAACCAUGAAGGAGUCUGAGAAACUGAGUAACUCUAUGCCCGAGGCAGUGGUCCCAUCAACAACAACAGGCACACCCCAAAGUGAGAACAUGGUGGACAUCGAUCUUUAUACACCCAGUCUCCCAAGGCACCAACAGAUACCCCGGGCAUUUUAUAGCAAAAAGAAGUACUUAGUGAAAGGUGUGCCAGACUUGUGUGCAUACAACACGAGCGGCGUGUACUCCCAGCCGACAAACGAGACGACAGUCAAUCGAGAUGAAGUGGAUCAUGGCCAUACGAACCAUGCUAUUGUUGAUCAAUUACAAUCUACCAACCAACCAAGCACAAGUUACAGUAACGAGUAUUCCAGUCGCCAACCGGCAACUGCAGAACUAACAGCGCAGUUGCCGUGGACCUACAUUCCGCUAACAAUGCAACCCGUUCAACCCGUACCAGACGAAGUGCCUCCGCCGUUAAAGGGGUCGCUGAUUAAAAAAAGAAAAGAAGCCAUUUUAAGCAGCCUGUCGAGCCACUCGGUGACGACGCCCACAUUUAAAUGGGACAAGGGCCGCGCAGUAGCCGACAGCGCAUUUAUGUUUAUUUUACCAAAGAUAAUAUUUAAGUUAAUCGUAAAUAGCAAACGACUGAAAGUAAAAAGUAAAAUGAAUAAUGAAUCACAUGAGUAAAUAAAUGGUACAUAGACAAAGCUUCGUAUGAACUUGCAAAUUUUUCAUUCUUUCAUCAUUUUUCACCCAGGGUUGUUACAAAUUAUAUAUAAUUUAUUUAUCUUAUCCUAAUUUAUCUCUGUGAUGUUGAAUUACGAUAUUUCUAAAUUUUUUGUAAAAUUUUUCAUACACACAGUGCAAUAAACAUCUAUCAUUAAUAAUAAAAUAAAACGUUGUUCCAUAAAAAAGAAUCCAUGUAUAAAAAAAAGCUUGCAAUAUAAAAAACAAACAAACAACCAUGAAAUUGUUCAUCUGUCAAAAUGUCUGUGAAAUCCAAAGGUGAAAUAAGUAGAAUAUAUACGAGACGAUGGCCUGGAGCCGUAGUCUGGACAGUUUGACGGUAUAUCGAUGAACAGCUAAUUCACAAUAUUAUAGAGUAGUUCAGACUGGUCUUCAAAUUCUAAAACUAUUCCUGUAAUUAAUUCACGCUAUGAUUAAAAAGUUUAUUUUUCUUACCAUAGAGUUACUCAGUUUCUCAGACUCCUUCAUGGUUUUAUUUGCUAACCGAUUCAAUACCACCAGAAUAACAAGCAUCACAUUGAUAAAAAUUAUUAUAAUACGUGAAUAUAAGAGCACCAUGGACCACGCCGUCAGUCUUGUGUCAACCACUAUGUUUCUGACACCGCUUGCCGUGGCCCCUAUGAAGGUCAUUAUGUCGGCUAACGUCUGAAAGUUUAAUUGAUAAACAUAAGGCGUAAAAAUCAGUAGUGGUAUUUUGUAUAAAACCAUGUUCAAACUUCAAAGUUGAAUCUAUAUGUGAAAAAAAUAAAUCUUCUCUAAGAACAAUAUAAACCCCAUAAAAACGUAUUUUCUCCUAUAAAUUUCCAUACAAUAAACAAUCACUCACUUUCGUGUGAAAUGUCUCGUUAAAGAAUAUAACAAUUGCGAUCAAGUCCAACGUAAACACAGCUAUAGGCCGGGAGAUGCUGACACAAAAUUUUUCUUUUUGUCAUUGCGUACUAAGACCCCUGUAGAACCGCCAUACUGUUACAAAUGACUCAAAAUUUUGUGUCAGUAUCUCCCGGUCUACGUGGUCGUUAAAAACGAUGACAUCUUCCACGUGACACACAUUUGUAUGUUACAUGUGUAAUGUGCUGGUAAUAAAGGAACCGAUUUGCGCGGUUGUAUGAAGCUUUGUCUAUGUACUAUUUGUAUACUCACGUGCAGUAACGUUUGCUCAUAUAAUAUUAUUGUUAAAUUAUUGUUUGUAUUAAUAAUUGUCUGACUGUUAAUUUAAGUUUAAGCACAGAAUAAUUACUAGUAGCUAGCUAGUUUAAGUAAAAUUAGUUGGGUUUUUAGAAUUACUAAGUGAGCGACUGACUGCGAGUGAUGAAAAAUCAAUAGAACAGCGACUUACAAUAUUAAUUUGUAUGAAAUGAGCAGCUUCGUAAUAUUAUGAGCGACUUAAUAUUUUUACAGUGACAAUAUUACGUCCUGUAUUUGUUUUGUUGUUUAGCCAAUGACGUAGUUAUAAAGCUUGAAAAAUGCUUUAUUGAACAGUCUGACUACAAUUUUUUUAAAAUAACGAUUUUAAGAAGAGCUAUUAGCCGAUAUUUUUAUUUUUUUAAAAGCAGGUAAUUAUGUGCAACAACGUACUUAUUCUAAAAAAAUAUUACUUACUUCAAUCAAAUGGAUUUAUUAUUAUCAAGUUAUUAAAACUAUCUCACCCAUCACUCGCUAAGUUUAUUUGUCAGGCGCUCGUUUUAUUAUUCUGAUGUAAAAAUACAGUAUCUAAUCAUAAUUUGGCAACAAAUUAAGUAUUUAGUAUCUGUAUUUUAAUAUUUACUAUGUUGCUUCUCUAUAUUAAUAUAAAGAUGUUAACUAAGUACUUUUGUGUGGUUGUUUUUAUGUAAAAAAAUGUAUGGAAUUAUUAUGACUUUUGUAAUAAAAUAUGACACAAUA
Molecule: messenger RNA, 3319 nt
Organism: Colias croceus (clouded yellow)
Lineage: Eukaryota; Metazoa; Arthropoda; Insecta; Lepidoptera; Pieridae
Exons: 10
Coding region: 89-1378 (429 amino acids)
Source: RefSeq, a predicted model, not a curated record